Ilex paraguariensis (yerba mate) is the source of this 945-nucleotide messenger RNA. NCBI's taxonomy places the organism in Eukaryota, Viridiplantae, Streptophyta, Magnoliopsida, Aquifoliales, Aquifoliaceae. The record is from the annotation of a GenBank genome assembly.
AUGGUAGGCCUUGGUAAGACCAUCUCGGUGAUUGCCCUCAUACAGAUGCAGAGGUCUUUAGAGUUGAAAUCUAAGUCUGAAGACCAGUGCAAUCACAAUACUGAAGCCAUGACUUUGGAUGAUGAUGAUGAUAAUACCAAUGCUGUUCCAGAUAAAGCUAUGCAGACUGGUGAAUCUGAGGACAUUCAAAUGAUUCCAGAAGCGAGUACCUCUAUAAGGGAAUUCCGUAGGAGGAGGCCUGCAGCAGGUACAUUGGUUGUCUGUCCCGCAAGUGUUCUUCGCCAAUGGGCCAGGGAGCUCGAAGAGAAAGUUGCAGAUGAAGCUAAACUUUCUGUCCUAGUGUAUCAUGGAGGCAACAGAACUAAGGAUCCUGUUAAACUUGCUAAGUAUGAUGUGGUUUUGACAACAUAUUCCAUUGUGACAAAUGAAGUUCCAAAACAACCUUUGGUUGAUGAGGAUGAUGAUGAACAAAAGAAUGGGGAUAAGUAUGGACUAUCAUCUGAAUUCUCUAUUGAAAAGAAACGGAAAAAGGUGCCUACUGUUAGAAAGAAGGGAAAGAAGGGUAGAAAAGGAAUCAAUAGUUUUGAUUUUGAUUGUGAUUGUGGUACAAUUGCAAGAGUGGGUUGGUGUAGGGUGGUUCUAGAUGAAGCUCAAACAAUAAAAAAUCACAGAACACAAGUGGCUAGAGCCUGCUGUGGUCUUAGAGCGAAAAGAAGGUGGUGUUUGUCUGGAACACCAAUACAAAAUGCAAUCGAUGAACUGUUCAGCUACUUCAGAUUUCUGAGAUAUGAUCCAUAUGCCACCUAUAAGUCAUUUUGCAAUACAAUAAAGGCACCAAUUUCCAGAAAUUCAGUUCAUGGUUACAAGAAGCUUCAAGCUGUUCUGAGGGCUGUAAUGCUGCGUCGAACAAAAGGUGACUUCUGUGAAAUUUUUAUAAUCUUUUAA